AUGGCUGAAAUCGCUGUUACUGCAGUCCUCACUGUGCUGUGUGAGAAGCUGAUCUCCGGUGACUUGAUGAAGCUGGCUCGAUCGGAAGGAAUCGAUUCUCAACUGAAAAAAUGGAAGAAAAACAUGUCCCUGAUCCAAGCCGUGCUUACUGAUGCAAGCCAGAAGCAGAUAAAAGAGAGGGCUGUCCAACUGUGGGUGAACGAUCUCCGGGAUUUGGCUUACGACAUAGACGAUGUACUCGAUGAUUUGGCCACAGAAGCUCUGCGACGCAAGUUGAAUCGAGAAACUAGUGCCAACAGCAGCACUAGUAAUGUAUUGAAAUUUGUCCCAAAUUGUUGUACUAAUUUCACUCCUCACAACAUUAUGUAUGGUCAGAAGAUGAGUUCUAAACUAGAUGAGAUCACCACCAAAUUGCAUGACCUUGUUGACCAGAAAAAUGAUUUGGGUUUGAAGGUGAAUGUUGAAAGGUCAAAUAUUACAGAGAAACGGUUGGAGCAAAAUUCACUGGUUGAUGAGUCCAAAAUCAUGGGCCGGGAAGGGGAUAAAGAGGCAUUGAUGGGGAAGUUGUUGGGGGAAGAAGAAUGUGAUGAAAGUGUGAGCAUAAUGUCAAUAGUUGGUAUGGGUGGAAUAGGCAAAACCACUCUUGCCAAACUUUUAUACAAUGAUGAGAAAGUGAAGGAUCACUUUCAACUCAGAGCAUGGGUUUGCGUUGCUGAAGAGUUGGAUGUAUCUAACAUUAGCAAGGCUAUUUUCCAAGCAGUAACUGGGAAAAAUGAAGAUUUUGCUAAUCUUGAUCUGCUUCAUGUUGCCCUCAAAGAAAAACUUUCAAAGAAGAGGUUCUUACUUGUUUUAGACGAUGUCUGGAAUGAAGACUACAGUAAGUGGGAACUCCUCCAGAGCCCUCUUCUUGUAGGGGCACCUGGAAGUAGAGUUAUUGUCACAACCAGGAGUAUCAGGGUUGCAUCAGUGAUGGACUCGCAAGAAACUUACCCUCUAGGCGUUUUGUCAAAUGAAGAUGCACUGUCAUGA
Messenger RNA from Lactuca saligna, 1029 nucleotides. NCBI's taxonomy places the organism in Eukaryota, Viridiplantae, Streptophyta, Magnoliopsida, Asterales, Asteraceae. The record is from the annotation of a GenBank genome assembly.